GUAAGCGCCCGGCCUUCUGUGCGGCUCCCAGUCUCGAGUUCCAGCAUCUGACAGCGCUAAGAGCUUCUCUGCUCUACUCCUCCCCGCGAUGGACCAUGCCGGAGAAUCACCCACCGACAAAGGCGCAGAAGCAGGGGCGUCAGAUGAAACGACCGCUGCUCCCGGGGCCCCGGAGCCUACCGACACCGACGGAAUGCCGGAGGAAACUGACGGAGACGGAGAUGCAGACCUAAAAGAAGCCGCGGCGGAGGAAGGCGAGCUCAAGAGUCAGGACAUCUCAGAUUUAACAGCAGUUGAAAGGGAAGAUUCAUCAUCACUUACUCCUGCAGCCAAAAAACUGAAAAUAGAUAGCAAAGAAAAGAAAGAGAAGAAGCAGAAGGUGGAUGAAGAUGAGAUCCAGAAGAUGCAAAUCCUGGUUUCUUCUUUUUCUGAGGAGCAACUGAAUCGUUAUGAAAUGUAUCGCCGGUCAGCUUUCCCUAAGGCAGCCAUUAAAAGGCUAAUCCAGUCCAUCACUGGCACCUCCGUGUCCCAGAAUGUUGUUAUUGCUAUGUCUGGUAUUUCCAAGGUUUUUGUCGGAGAGGUAGUAGAAGAAGCGCUGGAUGUAUGUGAGAAGUGGGGAGAAAUGCCACCACUACAACCCAAACACAUGAGGGAAGCUGUUCGGAGGUUGAAGUCAAAGGGGCAAAUUCCCAACUCAAAGCACAAAAAAAUCAUCUUCUUCUAGACAAAACCCAGGAAGCCCUGUUGCUAAGUAGUUCCAGACAUCCUCUUACAUGAGGCUUUCUACACUGGUGCUUCGGUAGCUCAGUCCUCCGAGGAUUUGAUGGUGAUGAUUUUAAUAUUUCUCAAAACUGGUAUUUGCUGUACCUAGAAGGCAUGCAGCUUGUUUCAAUCUUGUUUUGACUACAUUUUGGACCUUGUAGAGCAAUUUGAGGUAUUUCACCAUUUCUUGGCUAGUUGGAAGAAGAAAGGUGCGAGCCUUCAGCAUGUCCUCAACAGGGGAGCUGCUUUCAGAGACACAAAACUUGAGAGAGCUUUCAUGGCUUCACAUUGAAGCCUGAAGUUGCCAAGGCUUGGGUUUUUCUUACUUCUGGUUCUAAGUAGAUGGAACAACCACAGACUUUUGACUUGUGAUACUCUGCCAUGAAGGACAUGGUGGUAACAGGAGUAAUGGAAUAUCAUUUAAGACUCUACUGUGGAUUUUGGCGAGUGAUUAUUAAAGUUUUCCAGCUUGCUG
This is a messenger RNA of Castor canadensis (American beaver), 1237 nucleotides long. RefSeq names its product TATA-box binding protein associated factor 11 (gene Taf11). Lineage: Eukaryota; Metazoa; Chordata; Mammalia; Rodentia; Castoridae. Gene Ontology annotation, biological process: transcription initiation at RNA polymerase II promoter; RNA polymerase II preinitiation complex assembly. Gene Ontology annotation, molecular function: RNA polymerase II general transcription initiation factor activity; protein heterodimerization activity. The record is from RefSeq and is a predicted model, not a curated record. Gene Ontology annotation, cellular component: transcription factor TFIID complex; nucleus.